Molecule: messenger RNA, 960 nt
Organism: Arabis nemorensis
Lineage: Eukaryota; Viridiplantae; Streptophyta; Magnoliopsida; Brassicales; Brassicaceae
Source: the annotation of a GenBank genome assembly
AUGAAGUUUAAGGCAUUUCUAACCGAAAACGGUGUGAAUCUAUUAGAAAAGAGGUUUCUUCCUGCAUUCGAAAAAAUGGGGAAAAAUUGUUAUCUUUUCCUCACUAAAGAACACUUGUUCUUCCUUCAUAACCUUCUUAACGGUGAUGGAGUUCAAUGCAUUGCUCAGUUUCGUAAAGACGUUCUCUUCGAUGACUAUCGUAUAUCGAGUCAGAACGAAGACCGUAUCGCUUUCUCUUUAGAUGUUUCGCUUCUUUACCGAGCUGUGAAGAGUAGUGUUAGUAUUUGUACUGAGUUUAGCGGCGGAUUAGCUUCGAAUAGAUUGCAGAUUAAACUAGUGAAGAAGCUUCCUCCUAACUGUACGCAACCGAUGCCUUUCCUUACGUUUGAAACCAAAGGAUAUAAAUCCGCGGUUAUUCAAGAUGUUCCGAUAUCGAAACCGCUGUCUAGGUCUCAAGUUAUUGAGCUUCAGACUGCUCUUGACUCGGCUCAAGACUUGCCUCCGACUCUUGUUCAGGUACAAGAUCCGAAUCAGUUACAGAACUUUGUGGAUCAUAUGAAACAUGUUGGUGAUGUUCUUAAUGUUACAAUAAGCAAGUAUGGUGAUCUGCAAGUUCAAAUCUCGACGACUUUGAUUAGGCUCGGUUCUGAGUUCCAGAGGCUUUUGGUUAUCGGUGAGAAAUCUCAGGCUCCGGUUGAGGAUAGGAACUUAAGCGCUCAGAGUCGGUCAGAGAGAGCGAUGGCUAGAGGUGAUGCUCAGUCUGUGCAAGUGAGUGUAAAGCAUUUUUCGAAGAGUCUUCAAUGUCAGUUAACUAAACCAGAUUCUGCUUUCUAUGGGAUUGCUCCUCAAGGUGCUUGCUUGACGGUUAUCUUCCAGUUCAUGAUUCCCGGGACACGUCAAACCGAUAAAUCAAUCAGUCUGCAUUGCCGCCUUCCCGUGUUGGAUCCAGGUUCCAACUGA